Lactuca saligna is the source of this 537-nucleotide messenger RNA. NCBI's taxonomy places the organism in Eukaryota, Viridiplantae, Streptophyta, Magnoliopsida, Asterales, Asteraceae. The record is from the annotation of a GenBank genome assembly.
AUGUGUUUCAACUGUCGAGGUGUUGAUUAUUUUUCCAGAGAUUGCAAAUCAAAGAAAGUUGACACAGAUGAAGAUUAUGAAGUAAACUACAAGAAGCUGUUGGGAUCUCUAAAAAGGGAGACCAUCGAUGUCAAAGUGUUGGUUGUUGAAGUAGAAAAUUAUGUGCCAGAAGAAGAAUCAUCUGAUAAAGAUAAAGGUAAGGAUAAGUGUUUGAUGGCUCAUAUUGAAGAUCCGGUUGUUGAUAAAGAAAGAGGUUCUAGAUCUUUUAAAGAUGAUCUUGCCAAAGUCGCAAAGGACUCAAAACAUCUAGUAUGGGAUUCAUCAUCUUCGUAUCAGGUAAAUAAGUUCAUUACCUACACUGAUAGCGAAAAAUCCAUGAUGUUUAAUUACUUGUGCCAUCAUCUUUCAAAAGUUAAUAAAGAAAAGCAUAUGCUUAGGGUUGAGCUUGACACACUUAUGAAUAAUUUGUCUAGCAUUAAGAAGACUCUUGCCUUUACCAACAGUAAAGUCACAAACUUAACUCUUAGCCAACACUGA